CUAAUAAUUACAUAGAAAUACCAGAUUAGUUGAGGAAUUAAAGAUGGCCGUUAAAUCUAAGUCAUUUAAGUCUCAAGAAUAUGUUGGACAGUCUGAUGUUGAGUCAGACCUUGACAGUGAUCAAGAAACUCAAUAUGAACCACCCAAGAAUUAUGUGAAAUCUUCAUCUAAAUCUACAAAAUUUACUAAACCAACAGAUAAUAAACAAGUUUGGUUAAUUAAAACUCCUAAAGGAUUUCCAUUAGAUCAAUUGAAGAGUUUACCUAUUUCCUUCACAUCCACAUCUGUUACUAAUGAUAAAUCAUCAUUUUCAGUUGAUAAAUUAUCAUACCAAAUUCAUGAAGAAUUAUUUAAUGAAGAAGGACAAGUGGAAGAACAACAAAACAAUGAUGAUUCAUAUUCUAUCUUUAUAAAUGAAAGUAAAGGUUCUAAAUCUAAAUUUAAGCCUUUGAAUUUAAAAAUUAAUAGAUACUACAACAUAAGAGAAUUGAUUUCAAUUCCUGAUAUAGAUUAUGAUAAAGUCGUGAUACCUAGAGAAAAUGUCGAAAAGAUUGAAAACUUAAGAAUGAGACAUUUCCCAACUGGGUAUGGUGCUGAAGAUUAUGAAGAAGCUAAGGAGAUAGAUGAAGAUGGUAAGGUAGUAAAGAAAGCUAAGCUUCAUAAAUCUGAUUCAUCCACUGCCUCUAUUCCUGAAACUCCAACAAAAGAGAAGAAAGAAAAGAAAGAAAAGAAGGAUAAAAAGGAAAAGAAGGAUAAAAAGGAAAAGAAAGAUAAAAAGGAAAAGAAGGAAAAGAAGGAAAAGUCUUAAUCUCAAAAGGAUUAAGUGUUUCAUAGUCUUUCUUUACUGAUAUCAUCUGUAUUAAAGUAUAGUAAUAUCAUUUGCAUGUAAAUCAUAAAG
Molecule: messenger RNA, 898 nt
Organism: Scheffersomyces amazonensis
Lineage: Eukaryota; Fungi; Ascomycota; Pichiomycetes; Serinales; Debaryomycetaceae
Gene: RPA34
Product: DNA-directed RNA polymerase I subunit
Exons: 2
Coding region: 44-808 (254 amino acids)
Biological process (GO): transcription by RNA polymerase I
Source: RefSeq, a predicted model, not a curated record